Molecule: messenger RNA, 2611 nt
Organism: Cuscuta epithymum
Lineage: Eukaryota; Viridiplantae; Streptophyta; Magnoliopsida; Solanales; Convolvulaceae
Source: the annotation of a GenBank genome assembly
GUUGCCCAGAGUCAAAAGGCUAAACCAAUUUUUAUUCCAAGAUUAUCAAGAAUGAAGCAUACAAGAGGUAUAAAUAACCCUCUAGGUCUAAUAAGAAUAGGAAUCCAAAAUAAAUGGGAUAAGGGUCAGAUAGAGCCUCGAACUCGAAAAAUAAUGUCAAAUAAGGUCAUAUUUAGGAUGCUCUGUCCGGCCGACGUCAUUUGGGGUGGUUCCCGAUGGAAUUUUUUGAUGAAAUUUUUUGAGCAUCUUCCUCAUUAAGUCUAGUUUACUCAUACCAAAUUUCACCUAAAAAUGCAACCGGGAAGGUAGUCAAAUGAUUUUCCGAAAUGUACGGGGUUGUUUAACUUCACAAUUAUCUUCAAAAAAUUAUUUGACUACCUUCCCGGUUGAAUUUUUAGCUCAAAUUUGGUAUGGGUAAACUAGACUUAAUGAGGAAGAUGCUCAAAAAAAUUCAUCAAAAAAUGGCAUCUGGAACCGCCCCAAAUGGCGUCGGCCGGACAGAGCAUCCUAAAUAUGACCUUAUUUGACAUUUUUUUUCGAGUUCGAGGCCCUAUCUGACCCUUAUCCCUAAAUAAAUUAAUCUAGGAAACUAAAUAGAAUAGGAAACAUCUAGUUCUAAUAGAACUCCUAAUUAAAUCAUUCUAGGAAACUAAAUAGAAAUAGGAAACCUCUAAUUCUAAUACGAAUAGAAGUCCUAAAUAAAUCCUACUAGGAAACAAAUUAAAUUAGGAAACAAAAUAAAAGGAAUAAUAAAUAUUAAUUAAACAGCCCGCAACCAGCCCACGAAGGUGGGCUCAAGCCCGUCCAGCCUUCGGUAAAUCCACGGGGGCUUCUGCCCCUCUUCUUCCAAGCCCAGAUUCUGCUUCAUAUCAACUUCGCUCGAUCAUGUCUCAUGGCUGAUGUACUCAACUUGGAUGUGCCUAAGACCACCACCUAUAGAUACCCCACUCGGCACAAAAUUGCAGAGGAAAGAAAGAGCAUUAGAAUUCAAUAGCUAUAAAUCCAAACUCAAUUCUCCGUCCGACUUAACUAAGAAGCAAUGGAGCUGGUCUUCAUUCCCGCGCCUAUGAUGGGUCACAUAGUAUCAACUGUCGAAAUGGCAAAGCGCUUAAUGUGCAACGGCAGGAACAAUGAGGUUAUUAUCAGCAGCUUCACCAUUCUCAUAUUGCAGCAAUGCUCUUUCGAUGACCAAAUCAGUCAAUACAUCCAGUCCCAAACAAGGACGGCGGAUGACUCCCGCCGUCCGAGCUCAUUGAAGUUUGAGACGCUCACUCUGCCCCUGCGGACCGGCAGCGGCCCCGCUGUAGCAGGGGUGCAGUCCGUCGACGCCUUCAAACCCCGAGUAAGAGACUGGGUUUCCGGGAAAAACCUCCGAUCCUCGGGGAGGUUGACCUUCGUGGUUGACUUUUUCUGUACGGCCAUGGUCGACGUCGGGAAUGAUUUCGGCAUCCCAACCUAUGUGUUCUUCACCUCCGGCGCGGCGGCGCUGGGGGUUCUCAUUUUCUCUAUCGAGAUCGUCAAAUCAUUAUCCGAUCAUCCUAAUAACCCCACCCCCUUCUUAGACAUCCCCACUUACCAAAACCCAUUUCCGGCAAAGUGUAUGCCGCCGCCGCUUCUGAAUAAGGACUCCUCCCAUAUGUUCCUCCGCAUCUCCGAAGGGAUUAGAGCGGCGAAAGGAGUGCUGGUCAACACGUUCCUUGAGCUUGAAUCACACGCGGUCAACGCCCUGAAUGACGACCCACGCGCCCCACCCAUCUACCCCAUCGGCCCGUUGCUGAACCUGGAAACGGCGGCUGCCGGCGGCGAAACAGAGCAAGUUUUCGAAUGGCUAGACAGGUGGCAGGAAGAGGGGUCUGUCGUGUUGCUUUGCUUCGGGAGCAUGACUCGUUUCAGUACUGAAGAUGAGGAGCAAAUGAAGGAGAUCGCUACGGCUCUAGAGCGGAGCGGGCAGAGGUUCUUGUGGGCCUUCCGGUCAGCAGAGGAUGACGGCGGUCAAGGAAGGCGGCUGCUGCCAGAUGGGUUCCUGGAGAGGACGGAAAAGGUGGGGAAGGUGGUCAACGGUUGGGCCCCUCAGGUCGCCAUACUGGCCCACCCGGCUGUGGGGGGCUUCAUUUCCCACUGCGGAUGGAAUUCAACUCUGGAGAGCCUCUGGUUCGGGAAGCCGAUCGGAACCUGGCCUAUGCGAGCAGAGCAAGAAGCCAAUGCCUUCCUGUUAGUGAAGGAGAUAGGGGCCGGAGUAGAGAUUAAACUGGCUUCCAAGACGGUAGUUUCCGACGGAACUGAUGAAUUGGUGUCAAAGAUAGUGCCGGCGGCGGAGAUUCAACGGGGAAUCGCGCAGCUUAUGGAUCCUCUGAAUCCGGUUAGGCUAAGGGCCAAAGAAUUGGGUGAAAUGAGCAGAGGGGCACUAGCGGUGGAGGGCGGCUCGUCCUACACAUCCCUACUACGCUUUGCUCAAGAUGCAUUUCAUCACCACCAAUUGAUUUGAUGAUUAAUAGCUAACGCAUUCUUGCUUAACUUUUUGAGAAAUGGUUCCAAAUAGGACUUAAAACUUGCAUAUGUACCUAAAUAGGACUUCGAUGAUUUUUAUACUUAAAUAAGACUUUAUUUUUUC